GCUUGCAACAUCUGCUAUAUAAUAAGAUCUAGAUUUGCUCUGUGAUCGACAUUUACCUUAUUCAGUCGGUGUAGCUGCUCAUGAAUAUCACGAGAAUAUCACUGUUGUGUGAGAGACCUCGCCUAUAUGUUGUUACUAAUAGACUUGUAGACUCUAAAUAUCGACAGUAGACAGUUAAACCAAAGGCUGGAGACAUGGCUCAAACAGUGGUGACGGCUUUGGGUGUGGUCGGUGUGGCACUGGCAGUUUUUAUCAACUUCUCUAUCCACAAGAUUGAGGAAGGACAUGUUGGUGUUUAUUACAGGGGAGGAGCCUUACUGAGUACAACAAGUGACCCAGGCUACCAUUUCCAGAUUCCAGGCAUAACAACAUUCAGAUCUGUACAGACAACCUUGCAGACUGAUGAAGUGAAGAAUGUCCCCUGUGGUACAAGCGGAGGAGUGAUAAUAUAUUUUGAAAGAAUUGAAGUUGUCAACAAAUUAAGCGUUUCCUCAGUUUUCAAUGUUGUGAAGAACUACACUGCCGACUACGACAAAACUCUCAUCUACAACAAGAUCCACCACGAGCUCAACCAGUUCUGUAGCGUUCACAAUCUCCAGGAGGUCUACAUUGAUCUCUUCGAUCAGAUUGAUGAGAACCUAAAGAAGGCCCUGCAAGAGGAUCUGAACACCCUUGCACCAGGACUGACUGUACAAGCCGUCCGAGUCACCAAACCCAAGAUCCCAGAAACCAUCAGGAAGAACUAUGAAGCCAUGGAGGCAGAGAAAACCAAGCUGCUCAUCAGCAUCCAGAGACAGAAGGUCGUGGAGAAGGAGGCCGAGACGGAACGCAAGAAGGCCAUCAUAGAGGCAGAGAAGGUGGCUUUAGUGGCCAAGAUUCAGUGGGAACAGAAGGUGAUGGAGAAAGAGUCUGAGAAGCGGAUGUCACUGAUUGAAGAUUCAACCCAUCUGGCCCGUGAGAAGGCGAAGGCUGAUGCAGAUUCCUACAAGGCACAGAUGGAGGCAGACUCCAACAUGAGAAAACUAACCCCCGAGUACCUGGAGAUGAUGAAGUACCAGUCCAUAGCCCAGAACAGCAAAAUUUACUUUGGUAACAGUAUUCCUGGCAUAUUCCUGGACAGCUUUGGGAUACCUUCAGUAGCAGCAUCAGCAUCAGAUGGGGCAGACAAAGGUGGAGACAAGGGGGCGACUGGAAAGGGGAAGAUGUAAUUUGUGGCCAUGACGAGGAGGAGGUGUUGGGGACAUCGACACAGGGGACAUCAGUGGUGAUGCUGUCACACUUUGCUCAAUCUGAAUCCAACCAGCACAUUGGCACUGGUGUCCAGCUUGUACCACACCUGCUAUAGGUCGCCUUCUACUGAACAGUCCAGGAGAAAAGAACAAAAUGAAACUUGAUUUCCAGGAGUAAUUUAGUUAGUUACCUUAGUGUUGUUCAAGAAUUUGAUCUCCAACAUUUAUUUCAACUUUUACUUUUACAACAAAUUACCACCAAUCAAUUGUAAUUUUCUGAAUAUUUAUUUAUACAGUAAUUGUUUAUGUAUACAGAGCUUACACCAAUUAUUUGUCUUUAAAAAUUAAAUUCCAUGUAGGAUGUUUUAAGAUGGUCAGUGCUCUGCUGAAAGGUGUGAAGAUUAUGUCAAUUUUAUCAUGUAUAUAUGUGGAUGAGAAUGUUGUGUGUGGACCAUGUUUUAGGGUUCCGCCGAAGGGAUGACUUUCUUCAGCAACACUUCUUGUGUCAAACCUUGAUGUUGUUAAAAAUAGCUAACCAAGAAAAAAUCAUGUAUCAAAAACGUCUUUUCUGAAGAAUCACUCCUACCAUUGUUAGAUCAAUUUGGUGAAGGGUGUUUGUUUUUAUGCCUUUUCUCAGAAGAGGAGAGAGCAUCUCUACUGUUCGAUGUUGUCACUUGUAAAACUUCCAUGUGAGACCUGCGCACAUGUGUGUAUGUCCUGGUUGUUGGGGUGGGGACACGUCAGCAUCACCAUGCAUCACACCAUCACUCUGUCUUACAUCUACAUCCACUUGAGAAGCAUCAUAACUCUAUGUGAACGGGACUGUCAUCGCUACUGACAUCCUCUCUUGAGUGGAACAGGACUCUGGGCUAAGUUAGAUUCCCGUCAACCAGCAUCUUCAUAACUUGUUGUGAAUGGGACUGUCAUCGCUACUGACAUCCUCUCUUGAGUGGUACAGGACUCUGAGCUAAGUUAGAUUCCCGUCAACCAGCAUCUUCAUAACUCCAUGUGAAUGGGACUGUCGUCACUACAGCAUGGCUUCACUAUUGACGUCCUCUUCUGAGAAGGACUGGACUGUGGAACGAAUGGAGUCCUGCCAAGUUAGGUUCAAGGCAACUUCACCAAUUUGUUAUCUGCUAAUUUGAAUUUUAUGAUGAUGUACAUCAGUUGAUGAUUCCCCACCCUGAUUACACAGAGACAUUGUUUCACAUUGUUUCACACAUGGCACUGAAUAUGUAAUCAGACCCUGACCACACAAAGACAAUGUUUCACAUUGUUUCACACAUGGCACUGAUUAUGUAAUCAGACCCUGACUGGCCACACUGUGGAGCACAUCCCUCUUUAAUAUUUGUCUUGCAGUAGAAGUGAGUGAAGUUGAUGUUGUGAGCUGUAAGAUGUACAUUUUAACCUGACAUGUUGUGUAGUGGCUGGCUGUGUGUAGUUCAGCUCAUCUUGUAUAGCCACGUGUGUAUCACAGGUGUGUGUGUGUGGCACAGGUAUAUGUGUGUAUCACAGGUGUGUAUCACAGGUACAUAUGUGUGUUUCACAGGUAUAUGUGUGUGUGUGUGUGCGUGUGUGCGUGUGUGUGUUAAUGCAGGUAACAGGUGCUUGUUGUUUUCACAUUUCUUCAUCAAUGCUAGAAAUUAGGAAUUUAGAUUUCACGUUUCGUUAUCAUACAAUGAUGCUCUUUGGAACCUUUUUUGUCUGAUCAUCCAUCUUGAGUUCUAGAUUGUGUGGUAUCAGACCACUUCUGUGAGUAUCAUGCAGGACAUUCUGCCUCCCCAAGACUAACCUGUGUGCUUAGUGUUACUCUGUGCUGCUUGGACAUAGCUUGGUGGACCUGAUGUCUGUUCCACAUGUCACAUUGAACACAGGUGCAGUGUCCCUGGUUGAUACCCCACAUAGACGGUUAGGACAUUGCCGAAUAACUUAUAAAAAUGUUGAAGAGUCCCAUCUCCUUACUCAUGCAGUGUUGAGUUUGAUCUCACUCAUACAGUGUUUAGUUUGAUCAGAAGGAACAUCUCACUCAUGCAGUGUUUAGUUUCAUCUCACUCAUGCAGUGUUUAAUUUGAUCAGAAGGAACAUCUCGAUCAUGCAGUGUUUAGUUUGAUCAAAAGGAACAUCUCACUCAUGCAGUGUUUAGUUUGAUCAAAAGGAACAUCUCACUCAUGCAGUGUUUAGUUUCAUCUCACUCAUGCAGUGUUUAAUUUGAUCAGAAGGAACAUCUCGAUCAUGCAGUGUUUAGUUUGAUCUUACUCAUGCAGUGUUUAGUUCCAUCUCACUCAUGCAGUGUUUAGUUUGAUCAAAAGACCAUCUCACUCAUGCAGUGUUUAGUUUGAUCAAAAGGAACAUCUCACUCAUGCAGUGUUUAGUUUCAUCUCACUCAUGCAGUGUUUAAUUUGAUCAGAAGGAACAUCUCACUCAUGCAGUGUUUAAUUUGAUCAGAAGGAACAUCUCACUCAUGCAGUGUUUAGUUUGAUCAGAAGGAACAUCUCACUCAUGCAGUGUUUAGUUUGAUCAGAAGAUACAUCUCACUCAUGCAGUGUUUAGUUUGAUCAAAAGGAACAUCUCACUCAUGCAGUGUUUAGUUUGAUCAAAAGAAACAUCUCACUCAUGCAGUGUUUAGUUUGAUCAGAAGGAACAUCUCACUCAUGCAGUGUUUAGUUUCAUCAAAAGGAACAUCUCACUCAUGCAGUGUUAAGUUUCAUCAAAAGGAACAUCUCACUCAUGCAGUGUUUAGUUUGAUCAAAAGGAACAUCUCACUCAUGCAGUGUUUAGUUUGAUCAGAAGGAACAUCUCACUCAUGCAGUGUUUAGUUUGAUCAAAAGGAACAUCUCACUCAUGCAGUGUUUAGUUUGAUCAGAAGGAACAUCUCACUCAUGCAGUGUUUAGUUUGAUCAGAAGGAACAUCUCACUCAUGCAGUGUUUAGUUUCAUC
This is a messenger RNA of Haliotis rufescens (red abalone), 4166 nucleotides long. RefSeq names its product erlin-1-like. Gene Ontology annotation, biological process: SREBP signaling pathway. Gene Ontology annotation, cellular component: endoplasmic reticulum; endoplasmic reticulum membrane. The record is from RefSeq and is a predicted model, not a curated record. Lineage: Eukaryota; Metazoa; Mollusca; Gastropoda; Lepetellida; Haliotidae. The transcript has 14 exons. Gene Ontology annotation, molecular function: cholesterol binding; ubiquitin protein ligase binding. Bases 195 to 1208 code for a protein of 337 amino acids.